This is a messenger RNA of Chiroxiphia lanceolata (lance-tailed manakin), 803 nucleotides long. RefSeq names its product prostate stem cell antigen (gene PSCA). Bases 195 to 566 code for a protein of 123 amino acids. Lineage: Eukaryota; Metazoa; Chordata; Aves; Passeriformes; Pipridae. The record is from RefSeq and is a predicted model, not a curated record. The transcript has 3 exons.
GGGAGGAGGUAGGAGAGGCACCUUGACACAAAUCUCAGCCCUGCAAAGCUGCCCCUCCCUUGGUCCAGCGAGCUGAGAGCUCCUGUGCCCGCAAAAGAUGCCCUUCUGGGCAUGCCCAACCUGUGCCUGCCAAGGUAUUUAAGCUGCCCCACGAGGGCCCAGCCCCUGCCCAGCCCCACCGAGGUCAUUCCAAGAUGAAGGUUUUCCUCGUGCUCCUGCUGGGAGCCCUCCUGUGCGUGGACUCAGGUUCAUCUCUGCGGUGUUACACCUGCAAGAACCAGCUCAGCAACUCCAAGUGUCUGACCGAGGCGACAUGCACUGCUGACAAGAACAUAUGCAAGACAGAUGUGAUCCGGGUUGUAGGGCUCUUCAGCAUCAUCAACAAGGGCUGUGAGUCAUCCUGUGAAACCUCCUACCAGGACUUCAACGUGGGCAACAGGAACGUCUCCUGCUGCAGCAGUGACCUCUGCAACACCAACGCUGCGGGCUCCGUGAGGUCCAGCUAUGGCAUGGCAGGAGGGGUAGCAGCUGGUGUGCUCUGGAUCUUCCUCAACAACAAGUUGUGAGGAGCCAAGAGGCCUCCCAUGACCACAGAAAGUGUCAGAGCACUCGUCUAACAACAGGAAUUUUAACCAGGAGCGAUGAGGUGUGUUGGGCAUCCAGCACUCUUGGAGCUGAUGGCUCUCUUUGCCAAAUGACAGCUUCUUCUUCACCUUUAUUGCAAAGCUGUAGCACUACCAGAUCAGAAAAUACAUGUUCACACUGCCUGCAAAACACCUAAAAUAAACUUAUGUCCAAAUCAA